GCGGUAGAAGUGCGUGUGGCUUGGUCCCGGCACCGAGGCCGGCAGAGUUCAGGAGGGGUUUGAACAGCUCUGUCGGGCACAUGGUGUGGCUCCGGGGGGGGUCGUGUGCAGGGCCGCUUGGACUCCGUGAUCCUUGUGGGUCCUGUCCAACUCGCCUAUUCUGUGAUUCCCUAAAGCUGAUGAAAUGCGAAACCUGGGCAUUAACGGGUUUGGGACUAAUGAACAGGUUAACGAAGAGCACUUGUGUAAAGUCUAAACGUCACUGGGCCUUUCCUGCCCCUUACAGCCAGCGUGUUGGCGCUUUCCGCUUACGCACUUGGUCUAAUUCAGGAGAUUGUUUUGAUCUACCAACCAGAUUUCCUUUUGGUCAGGAUACAAGACUAGGCAAAAUGUUUUUAACAACAGUAUUACUGCGGAAGAGAAUUCCUGGAAAACAAUGGAUUGGGAAGUACAGGCGACCGAGAGAGGUUACCAUUUCGAUGAAGCAAGCAAUGAUCCGAAGGUUGGAAAUCGAAGCAGAGAAUGAAUAUUGGCUCAGCCAACCUUACCUGACACAGGAACAGGAAUACAAACACAACGCAGAAGAGAGACGUGCCAAGUGGGAAGCUUUCAAAAGCCUGAAACAAGCCAGGUUUCCUGAGCACAGAUACAUCAGCGAUCAUUUAAACCACUUAAAUGUGUCAAAGAAAUGGACAUGUUGAACAGUACAGCAUAUUUCUGUUUGGCACAUGUCAUGCACUACUCUGGGAUCUGCUGUCAUACCUAUUAUGGCAAUUCACUGUAAUUAGGGUGGGUGACAAAUGAGACUGUGCUAUGGUGUACGAAAUACUACAUUAAAAGUAGUUCUCUGGAA
Messenger RNA from Oenanthe melanoleuca, 853 nucleotides. RefSeq names its product mitochondrial ribosomal protein L57 (gene MRPL57). Bases 81 to 701 code for a protein of 206 amino acids. Gene Ontology annotation, molecular function: structural constituent of ribosome. The transcript is spliced from 2 exons. Gene Ontology annotation, cellular component: mitochondrial ribosome. The record is from RefSeq and is a predicted model, not a curated record. Lineage: Eukaryota; Metazoa; Chordata; Aves; Passeriformes; Muscicapidae. Gene Ontology annotation, biological process: mitochondrial translation.